Trachemys scripta elegans is the source of this 3062-nucleotide messenger RNA. Its product is annotated as gamma-aminobutyric acid type B receptor subunit 1-like. The record is from RefSeq and is a predicted model, not a curated record. The transcript has 6 exons. The coding region runs from base 330 to 1067 and encodes 245 amino acids. Gene Ontology annotation, cellular component: extracellular region. Lineage: Eukaryota; Metazoa; Chordata; Testudines; Emydidae. Gene Ontology annotation, biological process: complement activation. Gene Ontology annotation, molecular function: serine-type endopeptidase activity.
AGCGCCGCGCCCAGCAGCCCCGUGCGUCCCGGAGCGCUUGGGCGCUGCGCCCCCGUCCGCCGGGUCCCUGCGCCCCCGGGAGCGCACCAGCGUCGGGCGCCCCUCGGCCCCGGAUCUCCCCGGUCCCCGCAUCCCCAGAUCCCGCCCCAGGAUCGCGCCGCCUCCCCCGGGCACCACCGGCGCCUUCCAUCGCUCCAGCCGGCCCCGAGCCCAGCUUUUAGGGCUGGUUGGCGGGUGCCGCGGUGUCGAGCGACUGCCCUGCGCACGGAUCUAGCCCCAGGCUGGGAGGGAGAACAGGCCGGCACCACCCACCACACGCCUGCCACAAGAUGCUGCUCCUGCUGCUGAGCGUGGUGCUAAUUCCAGCUCCUGGCUCUGGGGCGCUGGGACUCAACAGCACGACAGGCUGUGAGAUCAUCCACCCGCCGCGGGACGGGGGGAUCCGGUACCGGGGCCUCACCCCGGACCAGGUGCAGACAGUGCACUUCCUGCCCUUCGACUAUGAGAUCGAGUAUGUGUGCCGGCCCGACCGCGAGAUCGUGGGGCCCAAGGUGCGCAAGUGUCUGCCCAACGGGACCUGGACUGAGAUGGGCCAUGCCAGCCGCUGCCUGCGGACCUGUCCCAAGAUACACCUGAGUUUGGAGAAUGGGCAGGCGGUGCCGCGCGGCAUGGAGCGGGUGCCCGUGGAGGGCACCUGGGUGGAAUAUCACUGCAACCCCGGCUUCCGCCUGGUGGGUAGCGCCCGCAGCAAUUGUACCAAGGUGGGGCGCUGGAGCUUCCCCAAACCUAUCUGCGAACUGCGACGCCCGAUCUCCACAGGUGAGUGGCUCUCGGGAGGUCCCCUCCCUCCGUCUUCCCACCCCCCCGGGGCGAGUGCUGAGCUCUGCCCAUUCUCAGCAGUGCCCUUCAGCCCCAUGGGCAGCUCCUCUGCUGCCCAUGCCAGGCACCCUGGGGAUUUGAGCCUGGCACGGGUCACUCCGGGGCAUUUACCCUCCUUGGUUCCCCCAGCUAGCCACAGAACCAGGGGCUGGGUCCCCCACCUCCCGGCGCCCCAGAGAGAUCGGUGACUCCCUCAGGUUCCAGAGCCAACUGGCUCCUCCCCCUGUGCUCUCUCCCCUUAUGCGCUUGUUGUGUGGGCACGGGGUGGACUCCUGGGGCCGUCCUGUAGCCAGUACCACGCUGCUGGGUUGGGGGAGGAUGAGCCCCACGUUCCCUUCCCCCACCCUGUCCUAACGGCCCAGCCAGCCGACCCACCAGAGCGAUGCUGAGCCUCUGUCCCAGAGUCUGGCAGCCAGCUCGAGGGCAUCAGCCACUGCGCUGGGGCUCAAGACGCCUUGGUUCCAUUUUCAGCCGUGCUACAGGCUCCCCACAUGAGAGAAAGUGACUUCCCCUGCCCGUACUUCAGUUUCCCCAUCUGUAAAUGGGCUCUACCAGGGCAGGGAAUGACUCCAAGUGCAUCGCGGAGCACAACAAGACCCUGAUCUCAGUCACUACAUGUCUGGGAAGCACCUGGCACGACAGGGCCCCAACCUCAGGAUGUUCAUUUGCCUUUUAUCCGGGUCACUCCGAAUGCCCCUUGCGGUGGGGGAGGUUCUCCUGCAGACCCUGCAUGUCCUGACUUGCACCAGCCCUCUGGGGAUGGGCAGUGAAGUCCAGGAACUGGGAGAUAGAAACCAUGGUGCCAAUCUUUGCCACGGGGCCUGGCUACGGCUAGCUUCAGCCCCGUCUGUGUAUGGCAGACGUCCACAUAUGGGACAGGCUGGUGAGGGGCCUGGCAUCUACCCCCCCCACACACACACACAUUGCUGCCUGGGUGAGGACAGGUGAAGCUGGGCAAAGGCUGAAUUCCUAUCUAUCUAUCUAUCUAUCUAUCUAUCUAUCUAUCUAUCUAUCUAUCUAUCCCCAUAUACCCUAUCUCUCUCUUUCUCUCUCUCUCUAUUUCCUUAUUCUAUUUCCUUAUUCAUAUCCCUGUUAUCUGCAUCCUGUCGCCCACCGACAUCCCUCCAUCCCAUCCCGUUAUCCUUUCAUCCAUCCAUCCACCCAUCCCUCACUCUGUUUCUUGCUGUCUAUCCAUCUGUCAAUUUAUCUGUCCACCUGUCGGUCCAUCCCCGUGUCUCUAGCCACCUGCUCAUCCCUGCAUCCAUCCAGCCUUCCAGUCAUCUCUUGACCCAUCCAUUUCCCUAGCUGUCCAUCCCUCUACCUGUUCACCCAUUCAUUCUCCUGUCUCCAUUCAUCCAUAUUUCUUUAUCCAUCCCUCGCAUCCAUCUAGCCGUCUCUCUCCAUCCAUUUUUCUAGCAUCGAUCCACCCUCCCAUCCAUCUCGCUCUCUCCCCCUAUCCAUUUCUCUAGCUAGCUAUUCCUCUCUCUGUCUAGCCACCCACCUGUCCUCUGGUCCAGCUGAGGCUGCAGGAAGAAGGGUGGGUGAAGCCUGGGUGGAGAGCGCCCCCUGCUGCUCCAAGGGGCCAUGGCCCCUACGCCCCUGGGAGACGGGUAGAGCCCAGCAUUCUGCCAUGUGCAUGCCCCCUGCCCCUUGCCUGCUCCCCAGGGGAGCUUCCCUCACCCAUACCUAGGGAGCACCUGCCAUGUGUCUUUGGGGGACACCCCACCCCAAGUUCUGCCUCCUGCCAAGCAUCCCCCCGCUGGGGUCCAUCUGAGCGCAGCCGUGGGUUGUUACCUGGGCUAAGAGUGGGAGGGGGAGGGUGCUGCUCUUAGAGCAUGUUGAUUUAGAGGGGUGUCCCCACACUGUCCCUCCCCCCCUCCAUGCGGGGAUCCCACAGGGUCUGUGGCCCCACUGGGUGUUAAUGCAGCCAAAUGCCAGCGCAUGGUGGGAGGGAACCUCUGCCCUGCCCCUCCACACAGCCCCCUUCCCCACUGCUCCCUCACCAACUCCCUCCCUGCCUCUGCCCCACAACCCCCCACCAACUGCUUCCUCCACUCCUCCCCUCACAACACCGCCUCUCCCACCAACCCCCCUGCCCCACUCCUACUCUGUUGCUUUUCACCACAUACCCAUCCUACCAUCCUUCACUUUCUCCCCUCCCUUCCCACCCCUGCAUCUUUCCC